Messenger RNA from Guyanagaster necrorhizus, 1353 nucleotides. Its product is annotated as tubulin-tyrosine ligase. The record is from RefSeq and is a predicted model, not a curated record. Gene Ontology annotation, biological process: protein modification process. Bases 24 to 1322 code for a protein of 432 amino acids. Lineage: Eukaryota; Fungi; Basidiomycota; Agaricomycetes; Agaricales; Physalacriaceae. Gene Ontology annotation, cellular component: P-body. The transcript has 5 exons.
AGCAAACAACCUCAGCCUGGUAGAUGGAUACCUUUACCGCCUUCAUUUCCUGGCCCAGUGCUCCCUUGACUGCGUCGCUGGUACGGAAGUCGUUAUCGUCUCUCGACCCUUCACCAGUCAUUGUGCAGCAUUUACCCAAUUCUACAAAAAAUGGCGUGUUGCAAUGGGCGACAUACGACGAAAUCGACCACGAGCUCACAUAUUCUCAUGACCAUCAUAGCGACGUCCUGUCCUCUGCCUACACAUUUCGAAAGGCUCUGACGCGAAAACACUUCUUGUCAUGCACCAUUCACUCUUAUCUUACAAAAAAUCCAAGCUCCAUCCUCGGGCGUGCAGUACCAAAGACUUUUGAGCUCGAAAUAUCCUUUGCUGACGAGCUGGACGAGAUUUUAGCUGAUGAUCUCUGGGAUCUCAGUAGUAUCCUUGACAUCGACCCGUGCAGAUGGUGGAUUUUGAAACCCGGUAUGGCGGAUCGCGGAAAUGGAAUCAGACUUUUCAAUAGCAAAAGCUCGCUGCUGCAGAUCUUCGAAAGUUUUGAGGGUGAACAAUCUUCGGACGAGGAUGAUGACACAGCAGUUGCUACAUCUCAACUUCGUCACUUUGUUAUACAGGAAUAUCUCCCCAAUCCAUUGUUGAUUGACCCAGCGCAGGUCUCAAUAGACGGUUUGUUUAUACCGAAGGAACUGCAAGGCCACAAAUUUCAUCUCAGGGUAUAUUGCGUUGCGUCAGGAGCUCUACAACUCUACGUUUGCAAGCGAAUCUUGGCCUUAUUCUCCGCAGUUCCUUACGCACCACCCGAACGAGGGGAGAACGGGUCAGUUGAUUUAACGCCUCACCUUACGAAUACCUCGCUUCAAACCCAUCGCGGCGAGGAGAGCGUGCGACUGCUCGAUGAACUCAUCGGAUGUCAUAUUCAGUCUGGAGUUGAUGAAACCAACAUUCAGCUAUCUGAGUCACAUGUAGCUGACUUGACCAGGCAAAUAAGCUCGGUUCUAGCUGAGACGUUCAAAGCUGGACUUCAGAAUCCUGUUCAUUUCCAGGCCUUACCGAACGCCUUUGAGCUUUUCGGAGUCGACUUCUUGGUCACUCAUCAGCCAUUAUCUGAAUUUGCUUUCCAGAUUCAGUUACUCGAGAUCAACUCGGAACCCGCAAUCGAGUUGACGGGUCCCCGACUGUCAUGGAUACUUGAGGAUUUGUUUGUGUCUAUCGGGCGGGUUUGUGUGCAACCUUUCUUUACAAAGUGUAGACCCGAGACGUGGCCGGUUGGGGAGUCUCGGUUUGGUUUGUUGAAAUGUCUGGAUGAAAAAGUUCGUGCCAAUUAGACCUUCAUAUAUAUUGUUUUUCUUUUUCGUG